AUCUUAGAGAAGAGUAUGUUUGAUUGCUGACCAAUGGAGUCAAAAUCUCAAGUAAUCAGUGGCCAUCGCGAGAAGUUCAUCAGGUUGGAUAGUAUGGACCCAAGGAGUCCUGAAGCAGGUCUAAACAGAUGCACAAUAAACAUACAAAGACCAAAACGUUUUACUCAAGCAAACAAAACAUCAUCCGGUUCUUUCAAGAAAGGCUUCAGAAAAGGAUCCGAGGGGCUUUGGUCCAUAGGCAGAUCCAUAGGACUCGGUGUCUCCCGCGCCGUCUUCCCUGAAGAUCUCGAAGUUUCGGAGAAGAAGAUCUUUGAUCCGCAAGACAAGUUCCUUCUCCUCUGCAACAAGCUCUUCGUAGCUUCUUGCAUCCUAGCUGUAUCCGUGGACCCGCUCUUCUUGUUUCUCCCCUUCAUCAACGAUAAAGCCAAAUGCGUUGGUAUAGACCGGAAGCUAGCGAUUGUGACGACCACGCUGAGGACGGUUAUAGAUUCUUUUUAUCUCUUUCACAUGGCGUUAAGGUUUAGAACAGCUUACGUCGCUCCUUCGUCGCGUGUUUUUGGUCGUGGAGAGCUUGUCAUAGACCCUGCGCAGAUAGCUAAACGGUAUCUGCAACAGUAUUUCAUCAUAGACUUGCUUUCUGUGCUUCCCGUUCCACAGAUUAUAGUAUGGAGGUUCCUCUACAGUUCUAGAGGAGCGAACGUUCUGGCAACAAAACAAGCACUUAGAUACAUAGUGUUAGUCCAAUACAUUCCGCGGUUUCUUCGUAUGUAUCCUUUAAGUUCAGAGCUGAAGAGAACCGCGGGAGUGUUCGCCGAAACCGCGUGGGCUGGUGCAGCUUACUACUUGCUACUUUACAUGCUUGCAAGUCAUAUUGUUGGAGCGUUGUGGUAUUUGCUUGCUUUAGAACGCAAUAACGAUUGCUGGAGUAAGGCGUGCAAAGAUAACGACAACUGUACUAGAAACUUUUUGUUUUGCGGUAACCAAAACAUGAAAGGUUAUGAUGCUUGGGACGAUGUUAAAGAUCCGUUUCUCCAGCUGCGUUGUCCUGUCAAUGUCACUGAAGGCGAAGAGCCUCCCUUUGAUUUUGGGAUCUACUUGAGAGCUCUCUCCUCUGGCAUUGUCUCAUCUAAAAAGUUUGUCUCAAAGUACUUCUUCUGCUUGUGGUGGGGACUACAAAAUCUUAGCACGCUUGGGCAAGGGCUUGAAACUAGCACAUACCCUGGAGAGGUUAUAUUCUCCAUAGUACUUGCUAUUGCUGGACUUCUACUCUUUGCCCUCCUCAUUGGAAACAUGCAGACUUAUCUUCAAUCGCUUACUAUCCGGUUAGAAGAAAUGCGAGUCAAGAGACGCGACUCAGAACAGUGGAUGCACCAUCGAAUGCUUCCACCUGAGCUAAGGGAACGAGUCAGAAGAUACGACCAGUACAAGUGGUUGGAGACGCGUGGAGUCGAUGAAGAGAAUCUCGUUUCCAACCUCCCCAAGGAUCUCAGAAGAGACAUCAAACGUCAUCUCUGUCUCGCCUUAGUCCGAAGAGUUCCAUUGUUUGAGAACAUGGACGAGAGGCUGCUAGAUGCAAUCUGUGAGCGGCUCAAGCCAUGUCUAUACACCGAGAAGUCGUUCUUGGUCCGUGAGGGAGACCCUGUGAACGAGAUGCUCUUCAUAAUCCGUGGCCGGCUCGAGAGUGUAACAACAGACGGUGGAAGGAGCGGCUUCUACAACCGCAGCUUACUUAAAGAAGGAGACUUCUGCGGCGACGAGCUUCUGACAUGGGCCCUAGAUCCCAAAUCAGGCUCUAACCUACCGUCCUCGACAAGAACCGUCAAGGCCUUGACCGAAGUAGAAGCUUUCGCUUUGAUAGCUGACGAGCUUAAGUUCGUGGCGAGCCAGUUCAGGAGACUGCACAGCAGACAAGUGCAGCACACUUUCAGAUUCUACUCGCAGCAGUGGAGGACUUGGGCUGCUUGCUUUAUCCAAGCUGCGUGGAGACGGUACACAAAGAGGAAGAAACUGGAGGAGCUUAGGAAAGAAGAGGAGAUGGAGGAAGAGUCUUCUACUGCGAGGCUUAUCGCGGGAGGUAGUAGUCCUUUUAGCAUCAGAGCGACGUUCUUGGCUUCAAGGUUUGCAGCUAAUGCGCUUCGUGGUGUUCGGAAGAACCGGACUGCUAAACUGUUAGCUUUGUCGCAACCAACUAAAGAGUUGUUGAAAGUUCAGAAACCUCCUGAACCAGACUUCUCUGCUGAUUGCUGACAAUACAUUUGAUUCAGUUGUACACAAUCACAAAGAUGUUUUGGUUCUCAAAAGAUACUUAGUUGGGUGUUUAUAAAUGCUUUUUAAUACCCAAAAAUAUUGUAAUAUAAAAUGAUUUAUUCUGAAUAUUCAUUCCACAGAAAUUGUUUUCAGUUUAUUUUAAGACUUAAAUUUGAUUGGUU
Brassica rapa (field mustard) is the source of this 2429-nucleotide messenger RNA. Its product is annotated as probable cyclic nucleotide-gated ion channel 6. Gene Ontology annotation, cellular component: membrane. The record is from RefSeq and is a predicted model, not a curated record. Lineage: Eukaryota; Viridiplantae; Streptophyta; Magnoliopsida; Brassicales; Brassicaceae. Gene Ontology annotation, biological process: potassium ion transport; transmembrane transport. Gene Ontology annotation, molecular function: voltage-gated potassium channel activity.